UUCGACUCUCAUGCAGAAAGACAUGUGAAAUCAGAGCUGCCCCUCCGUACUACCUAACCACCCCAGCUCGCCCAGCUGAGACAGAACCAGGUAGGGACUUCUGAACAGCAUAUUCUCCAUCUUAAUCCAGCCGCGUGCCCCCCUUUUCGUCUUGUCGAACGCAGCAAAAAACGUUUCGGAUCCAGCUUCCUAUCGACAUGGAAACCACAACCGAAAAGGCGAUAGUAGGAACGGAAGUACCGCAUGUCGAAGAGCUUCCACAAGAGCUUCAGUACAUCAAAUAUGAGCAUAAGCUGGAGGCAGAAUACCUCCCAGCUAUCCGCGCGCUGAUAUCAAAAGACCUAAGCGAGCCUUACAGCAUAUACGUAUAUCGGUACUUUCUUUACCAAUGGGGCCACUUGUGUUUUAUGGCCUUGCACCCAGUCGACUCUUCUCUUAUAGGCGUGAUCAUCUGCAAACUCGAACCGCACGCUUCUCACUCUCCGCCCACUCUUCGCGGAUACAUUGCUAUGCUUGCCGUCUCUUCUCAACAUCGCGGACACGGAAUUGCGACAGAACUGGUUAGGAGAGCCAUCGACGCCAUGGCUCAGCGAGACGCCGACGAGAUUGUCUUGGAGACAGAAGAGACCAACAUCCCGGCCAUGAGACUUUACGAGCGCCUGGGCUUCGUCCGCUCCAAAAAGCUUCACCGUUAUUAUCUGAACGGAAACAGCGCAUAUAGAUUGGUCCUCCUCCUCAGAUCUGUCGAUGCGGAUGCGACAAACGACUACGCCCCUGACGACCGAGACAUUGCGCUUCGAUGAAUCUGCUAGUCAAAGACUGUCCGAGCCGUUGCUGGGAGCAGCAGUGCGCCGCCAUCAAAACCCCUUUGGUGCCUGUCCUUCCCUUCACCAUCGACGCACCACGGCUUGGGGGCCCAAUGCUGGAGGCUUCGGGUGUAAGAUGGACAGGAUAACAAGGAAUGUGGAUCGUGGCUAGCGCCCUGAAUAUUCGUCUGGUUUCUAUAACGGUACCUCAUGACGGAAAGAAAGAUGCCUGUCGAAGAAUGUGAUGAUGAUCAGGUCGAGGUAUGGAGCCAUAGCUUGAGCAUAUUGGCACCCCCACGGGUUCACCCCAAAUGAGGGUUUUCACCUCUCCGCAUGCUGCGUGGCCCGAACGUUGACAACCAUGAAUACUGAAUAGCCGGUCUCAUGGUAUCUACCUGCCCACGAGGCCUGGGGCGUUAAGAGGUUUUUAGAUGUAAGGUGACACUGCGGUGAAGUGUAAGGUUCGUGGGUUGUGGACCUUAAGCUCAGUCAUGAGUUGAGAUGUUGGCAGACACAUAUGUUAUAGAGUCAAAGAAGACUUGCUUGAGGACGUUUCGGAGGCAUGGACUGUUGAUGUAUUAGGACAACGGAAUCAACUCGACCACUUGUCUGCCGGCCAAACUGGCCUAGUUCGUUGAAUACAUGAUAUUGAAGUGGUUAAAGCUUCAGUCG
Molecule: messenger RNA, 1478 nt
Organism: Neurospora crassa OR74A
Lineage: Eukaryota; Fungi; Ascomycota; Sordariomycetes; Sordariales; Sordariaceae
Product: L-A virus GAG protein N-acetyltransferase
Exons: 2
Coding region: 198-803 (201 amino acids)
Biological process (GO): N-terminal peptidyl-methionine acetylation
Cellular component (GO): NatC complex
Molecular function (GO): protein-N-terminal amino-acid acetyltransferase activity
Source: RefSeq, a predicted model, not a curated record